CAGAGGACGGUUACAGCAGGUUGGAAGCGUUGGAUCAUGAUAGGAGACCACCAGCAGCUGCCCCCUGUCAUUAAGAUCAUGGCCUUCCAGAAGUACUCCAACAUGGAGCAGUCCCUGUUCACCCGCUUCGUACACCUGGGGGUACCCACCGUUGACCUGGAUGACCAGGGACGUGCCCGUGCCAGUCUGUGUAAUCUAUAUAACUGCCGCAAUAAGCAGCUGGAGAACCUGCCCCACGUACAGCUGCUGCCCCAGUUCCAGGCCCCUAACCCUGGCCUGACCUUCAACUUCCAGCUCCUUAACGUGGAGGACUUCAAUGGAGUGGGAGAGUCAGAGCCCAAGCCUUAUUUCUACCAGAAGCUGGGUGAGGCAGAGUAUGGCUCUGUUCAUGUUCAUGCUUCUGCUGGGUUACCCUGCCAACAGGAUCAGCAUCCUCACCACCUACAAUAGACAGACAGAAACACCUCAUCAGAGAUGUCAUCAACCAGCGCUGUGCUGGGAACCCCUUCAUUGGACAGCCCGACAAGGGAUGUGAGGCGGUUAGUGGUAGCCAGGUCCAGGCUGGGCCUUCAACCAGCUCACUGCUAGACCCGUGAAGCUCCACAUCAGACCCAACGAGAACCACACAAAGGGAGAGCCU
Messenger RNA from Oncorhynchus mykiss (rainbow trout), 640 nucleotides. The record is from RefSeq and is a predicted model, not a curated record. NCBI's taxonomy places the organism in Eukaryota, Metazoa, Chordata, Actinopteri, Salmoniformes, Salmonidae.